Dentiscutata erythropus is the source of this 1365-nucleotide messenger RNA. Lineage: Eukaryota; Fungi; Glomeromycota; Glomeromycetes; Diversisporales; Gigasporaceae. The record is from the annotation of a GenBank genome assembly.
AUGUCUGAUAAAGAAAACGAAAUAUCAAUUAGUUGUGACAAAGGAUCACUUGAAAAUAUACUAGGUGCUGAAUUUGAAAAUUAUGAAGGUAUUUUACCUUUAAUUGACACUCCUAUAGAAAUUAUAGAAGGUACACAGUUUAUUUCUAUGUCAAUUGCAGUUCAUUUUAUAGAACAAUAUGCACGACAAAAGAAAUUUGCUGUUAUUAAAUACAAAACUGAAACAUUUCAAGAUGGUACUUGUAGAAAACGAGUAUUCAAAUGUGAUUUAGGAGGAAGAUAUAGUGAGAAACUUUCAAAACCAGCACUAGGCAAGCAAAAAAAUAAAGGAACAAAAAAAUAUGGAUGUAUAUGGCAAAUAAAUGUAACACGUGAAAAAAACUCUCCAAUUACAACUGUAACAUCAUUUAUUAAUGAUCACAAUCAUAAACUUUCUAGCGAAACUAUGAUAUUUUCUAUAGCUUACAAAGGUUUUUCCCAAGAAAUUAUGGAACAGAUUGAAUUUUAUGUUAUACAUGGACAUUGUGAUGCAACAAUGAUUAGAAAUUUACUUCAACCCAAAUAUCCUGAUAGAGUAUUUUUAUCUAGUGACCUUAGUAAUGCUAUUCAAAAAAUAAAACGAGAAAAUGGAAUAAAUCUAGGUGACGCAGCAUCAUUAUUAAUGAAACUUCUUGCGUAUCAAAAGAAUAAUCCUGAAUGUUUAUUUGAACAACGAUUACAAGGUUUUGUAGAAAAAUAUGUAGCAGGAAAAAAAUAUAUAAAUACACUAUUAGAUAAAAAACACUCUUGGGUAAAAUGUUUUACAUCACGGCAUUUUACUGCAGGUACACAAUCAACACAACGGGCUGAAUCAGAAAAUGCAUUAAUACAAAAAGCAGUACAAUCUUCAUUUUCACUUUUGCAAGUACAAGAAGUUCUUGAACAGAGGCUCGAGUUCGAAAUUAUUAAUAAUCAAAUUUCAACAUCAGACGAUGAUUCUUUUGAACCAUUUUUUGAAAAAGAAAACAAUAAUAUGUCUGAAGAAAUUUUUAUUGAAGCGGACGAAGAUAGAGAACUUAAUUUACAAUCUUUAAUUGCAAUCGUUGAUCCGGGUGAUAUUUUGGAAAUUUGGAAAGUUCAAAAAAAAGCUAUACAAUAUGCAAUUGAAGAUGGUGAUAAUGAGUUAAUUCGAUUGAUAAAGGAAUUUAACCAAAAAAAAGAAAUUCAACGAAUUCAAGAAGAAUCCAAUAAACAACAAGAAAUCUUAACAAAACGAAAAAAUAACGACAAUCAAAUUAUUUUGAGUACAAACGGCAUUUUAAUUGAUUCUCAGCAAAUUUUAGAUCCAUUAAAACAUCAAGCAAAGGGAAGACCACCAACAAAAUGA